Molecule: messenger RNA, 1119 nt
Organism: Rhodotorula toruloides NP11
Lineage: Eukaryota; Fungi; Basidiomycota; Microbotryomycetes; Sporidiobolales; Sporidiobolaceae
Product: protein of caleosin family
Exons: 9
Coding region: 1-1119 (372 amino acids)
Molecular function (GO): calcium ion binding; monooxygenase activity
Source: RefSeq, a predicted model, not a curated record
AUGUCACCCUCUUACGCACAAGCUACUUCAGCGUGGUUACCCUCCCCCUCCGAAAUGCCGCAACCCGACAAGGCUCUCCUCGCGACGACAGAGGACGUGACGGCGGGGAAACACUCUCCAUCGACGAUCGCGCACGGAAACGAGAACGCAAAGGUGCAGGUCGUUGGGGAGUUGACGCCCCCUCUUACGCCGCCGGGUGAGAAGGAGGAUUCGAUUGCGGCGGGAGAGGGCGUGAGGAGGAGGAAAGUGGGGAAGUCUUCCGAGGACGAGGAGCACGAUGUCCCGGGCAAGGGUUUCGUGCAGAGUAUUGAGGGGACUGUGAGUGCGGAACGCUACGUCCCGGAGGACCUCGACAAGCGGAUCUACAAGCCUUGGGUUCCGCGCGCGAACAUCGCUGCGACGCCGGAGCAUCCGUACGGCACGACCGCGGGCGGGUACGCGGAGAAGCACAAGGACGAGCCCGUUCUCGCUCAGCACGUCGCUUUCUUCGACAAGGACCGCGACAACAUCCUGUGGCCGCUCGAUACCUGGCGCGGGUUCCGCGAGAUGGGGUACAGUUUCUUCUGGUGCACCUUCGCCAUGUGUGUGAUCCACUUCUUCUUCUCCUGGUUCACCACCCCCAACCGCAUCCUCCCCGACCCCUUCUUCCGCGUCUACAUCUCGAACGGACACCGCUCGAAACACGGUUCCGACACGGCCGUGUUUGAUUCAGAAGGCAGGUUCAUCCCGGCUAAGUUUGAGGAGAUCUUUACCAAGUUCGAUAAGGGCAACAAAGGCGGCUUGACCUUCCGUGAAGGCGUCCAGCUCAUCCACGCCCAACGCCAGGCCGUCGACCCGAUCGGCGUAGCUGCCGAGUGCUUCGAGUGGGCUAGCACGUACUUGCUGAUUUGGCCGAAAGACGGGAUUUGCGACAAAGAGUCCAUCCGUACAGUCUACGACGGUUCGCUCUUCUACCUCGUCGCCGACGCAGAACGCCAACGCUCCCUCGCGCGCCUCGAAGCUCGCAAACACAUGUCCUGGCCCGCUUGGGUUUGGGAUUCGGUGCCCGGUCCGUGGAGGGGGUGGGGGAAGGAGAACAAGGCGAGUGGGUUUGAGUGGACGGAGGAGAAGUUCCUGUAA